Dreissena polymorpha is the source of this 2727-nucleotide messenger RNA. RefSeq lists its product as uncharacterized. The transcript is spliced from 7 exons. The coding region runs from base 794 to 2611 and encodes 605 amino acids. NCBI's taxonomy places the organism in Eukaryota, Metazoa, Mollusca, Bivalvia, Myida, Dreissenidae. The record is from RefSeq and is a predicted model, not a curated record.
UGGGGAACACCUCUCGCGAGCAGAUAACGCCCGUACGUGAGCAACCACCGGAAGAAAAAAAAUCACAAUCAGGAAUCGAACUCGGAAUUUAAUAGUCGUGUUAUACGAUAAUAGCAAACAGUGCUUCGGCCAAAUUGUUAUUUCAUUCGAUUUAAUCUGAAAAUUGUUUUUAUAGAAAUUACUAUUACUCAACGCGUAAAUAAGACUUAUUAUACUUGUUUCACUUCUUUAUAUUGUGUUAUUAAAUGAAUUCGUACAUCUUAAUCGAACCUAAACAUAAUUGUUUCAAAUAGCAACAUUUAUUCAAUUUGUGACAUUUUCUCUUUCAUGACUGAUACAUUAUAAUCUGUCGUCGUUAUCAUCUAAUACGUCGCAACCUAAUUUGAUAACGGAGUCGUACUGUACCUUGUACGUAGAACGCUAAUAGUCUAAUCGUUCGAAAGGGGCGUUUUAAGAAUAUAUCUUGUAUAUUGUGAAUUUGGACUAUUAAUUGCUGCACUAGUAAAAAAGACGGAUACAUAAUGAUUUAGAAGCAACAAACGACCGGUUUCAAAAUGGCAACCAGCGAACAAGAAGCUCAUCAGGAAGUUUCAAGUGACAUGAUAGGAGAAUGUAUAGUAAUUAACUUUUGCGAACCAUGUACGAGAAAGCACACGCCCAGUAAAGCAACAGUGUUUUGUAAAACUUGUAACGAGCAUCUUUGCGGACCUUGCAGAAAUAGUCAUGUCAUUAUAAAUCGGGCAAACAUGAUACGGUGGUUAUUGAGAAUCUGGAUUCGGCACCAGUUGUUGUAAUGAUGAAAGGUAUGGACAAAUGUCGCGACCAUGAUAAAAAGGUCAAGUUUUUCUGUGAAGACUACUCCAAGCUCUGUUGCAAUACAUGUGCGUUCAUACACAGGAAGUGCGAAAACGUCAAUGAACUGGCCAGUCUGUCAAGUCAAGAAGGACUAGAGUUGGAAGAUUUGAACCAUAUGCUUCUUAAACUGGAGACAGAGACUUGCUCCAUCAUAUCGGACUGUAACCUAUCAGAAGUUGCAUUAAGUGAGACUAAUGCAAACAUUCCAAAACAGGUUGAUGAAAUGAAGGAUCGUAUAAUCGAGAUAUUUGAUAAAGCAAAAUCAAGGAUGAUUGAAGAGGCAGAGAACUUCAAAGAUGAGGAGAUGAAGCGCUUAGGCGAAAGGCGUAAGGCUACUUCGAACGUGAAUGAAGACAUCCAUGAACUGCUACCGGUUAGUUCAGCUCUUAUAAAACAUGGAAAACCUCAACAAAAAUAUAUCAUCUCACACAUUUUGAAAGAGAAAAUAAAAUAUAUAGAAACCCAUAUCAUCGAGCAACGAAACAAACAUAUCACCUCAAAUGUUGCCUUAAACUUUUCAAAACAACUAUCGUCACUUCUGAAAGAGGAAGAAGGAAUUGUAAAACUGAAUGCAGAGCGACACUUGACGUAUAAAGAUGCUGUGCAAACAGGUCCGACUAAAUUGCAAGAAUCGUCUGAAGUUAAAAAGGAAACCACCGUUUUAAAUAAAGAUGUUUCUCCUACCGCACGAGCCGCUCGCACUUCUUCAACCUUGCAGAAGAGUCCGAGUAAAUCGUAUUUGAGCCACCAGGUCACUGCAGAAUCUGCGUGGAAGGCACAACCGUUUUGCCCCGUAACAUCGUUCCAGUAUGUUGUAAACAUAAGUCAGCCGAUAGUACAAGUAUCAUCUGACAUUAACAUGGGAACAACCGAUUCAAAUAAAGGUUCUUCUAGUGACAUUGCUCUGUCAGCUCCGAUUAAACCACUCACACUUGAACUGAUUGUGUCCAUGGAUUUACAACAUGCUGGAUAUGGUAUAAAGGAACCUUUUUUCACUGGACUGGACUUUUUCCCUGACGGGCGACUGGUAGCCGUAGACAACAUAAAUAGGAAAUGUAUUAUACUUGAUGAUCAUCUACAGAGUCAAGGGACAUCUUAUACAUUCAAUAAAAAUCCAUUUGAGGUCGUAUGUUUGUCUGACAGCGAUCUUGCAGUGACGAUGUGUGAGAAGUCUGUGUUUCUUCUGACCGUGAGUUCGAGCAACGAUAUAUAUCUGAUAAUAGAAAUAAAAAUUUCAUCCAAUGUUUUCUCGGCAUGCUGCAUGACGCCAGAAACUAUGAUCGUAAGCACAUACGAUGAUUCACGUCCUGUAAGAAUGUUAUCACUGGGAGGUGUAGAGACUGACUUUGAUCAUGCAGUGGUUCCCAAGAAAUUUAAACUUUGGGGAAGUAAGAUCACGUACGUUAAGUCUAAUAACAUGUUAGUACUGACUGACAGGUUUGCUAACAAGGUGCACAUGUACAACACCAUGACGCGCAUGUGUAGAGAGGUCACAGAUGAGAACCUAAAAGAACCACGUGGUGUGUGUGUACAUGGUAACACGGUGUUGGUGUGCAGUAGGUUGAAUAACUGCAUCGUGCACUUGACUGUGGAUGGUAAUAUACUGGGAACCUACUCAGUAGAUUUGAAUGGGCCAUACAGCAUUUGCAUAAACAGUGAUGAAACAAGACUAGCGGUAUCAGGUGGUGAAACAGGAAAUACAAAAUUGUUGUUGUACAAAAUGCAUAAGGCGUACAAAAUACCAUACCAUAGGUAGAAUACAAUAUAAAUUAAUAUAUAUUUUUCAUUUCAUAACGGAGUGUUUGAAAAAAUAUCUUCUAACCGAUUUUUAAUAUAUAUAAAGAGGCCUCUAUUUGAUGCUUUGUCGAUAAC